GUAGAUUUCGACCGAACACCUGUCUUUGUGAAGUUUUUUCGUCUGUUUCUUUUUGAGCCCGGGUUUGGUAACUCCCAGGUUCUUUCAGUAGACUACGGGUGGUGUGGUGUGGCGGCCGGCGUUGGGUACUGUAUUGAGUAGAGUUGUUGCCGGAAAAGGCGACGCAACGCUGCUGUUUGUGUGUCUCUGUAUUUUUAGCAUCGGCCACGCUAGCAGGCUGGCCAAUGUAUGAGUGCGGGGGUCUCACUACUGUAGCAGCCAUCACGCGGGCUAGCCGGCCGACGCAAUGGGAAGGACGCCGGGUUUUCUGUAUUCAGCGGGACGAAUAGCCGCGAACACCAGUAGUGGUCAGUGUGCGUGUUUUUGCCUUAGGCGUUUUCUUUGUUUUGUUGUGAAGAGUAUCUCGUGCAAAGUGUUGUAUAUGCAUCACACUCCUUGACCGCUCGAUGUCAAGUAUCGUCAACGGCCUUUUUGGCGCGUAUCCGGCAGCCGAACAACGGCCUAAAGAGUAUGAAUUCUCGGUAGAUUUUUGUCCAGGCGCAUUCGGUGCUAAUCUUAUUUGUUCCAGUGUACACAAGCCACUAUUUUGCAUGUCUCAUUUUCGAUUUCAUUUGUUUUGGCCCACAACCGCGUAGACGAUAUACAAGUAGUACCAGUGUGUCGUGACGUCGUUUUUAUUAGUAUAUAGCAGCACGAUGAUGCAUGCUCGUAUCUGCCCACCUCCUGGAUCGCUCUUCGUCUUUUUGUGACUUUCUGUCAUGCACGCCCCACACGCGCGUCCUUGCAUGUUCUCCGCGUACUUUUGGUCCCAGGUAUCUGCUCGUAUAGUUCAUUGGGUUUCGGUAAAAUGGAGGUGAUGAUCACGCACAGUUCCGCGAGAUAAAUGUUUCCGAGUACGGGCAUCAUUCACGGUACAUGGUUGCGAAGGGACGGUUCAAAUAGAUUUUUUGGAACUGCGAGGACGCGGAGCAAUAGAUACUUUUUUUUUUC
Molecule: messenger RNA, 990 nt
Organism: Ectocarpus siliculosus
Lineage: Eukaryota; Phaeophyceae; Ectocarpales; Ectocarpaceae
Source: the annotation of a GenBank genome assembly